CGUUCAAAGACAUCGUAAAAUUAAGAUAUUAAAAAAGAUGUGUCCCAAAUAACAACCAAAACAUGGAAGUGUAACAAGUUUUCACAAAUAUUUCACAAGAGAAACAACACACAUAAAUAUAACAAGUUUUCACAAAUAUUUUUCAAGUCCGUAACCGCCAAUUUUUCUGCAAAUUUUCUCUUCUCCCUCUCUACUUUGUUGAAAUGGCACGAGGUCAAAGAAAAAGAUCCCGCACCGGCAAGAAUGUCACCUCUUCCUCGGCUCCUCCACCACCGACGCACAAGUAUCUCGACGGGUCGUUCCUUUGGUUCAACGACCGCGAAGAGGCUGCAAGGUUCUCAGAGAAGUUUGAGCACCGGGAGAUUCUUCCUCCCCGAUUUUCCACCAGCCACUUCAUUCACGGCUCAAUCCCAAGGCAGGCACGGGUCAUCCUCCAAGAAGGACACUUCCUCGACCUCCUCUACAUCAAGAAGAACGACUACCACCCUUUUCUUGUUCGAGCCUUCUACUCGAAUUUGAAAAAGGAUGAGGACGGUUCGUUGACUUCCAACGUUAACGGGGUGGAGAUCUAUUUGAAUGAGGAGAACAUUCAAAUUCUCACCGGGAUUCGUCGGGAAGGACAGGAUCUCGGGCUCUACAUCGGAGAAGAAGGAGCACGGAAGUUCAAUCACACCACUCUCUCCCAAGAGGACACGAAGACGAUCCAUGCGAUGAUUCACAACGCCAAUAUCAAUUGGUGUAAAUUUGUGAUGACUCACAUGUUCAACGCCACCUCCGACAACCGGCCGCUCCCCUAUGCUCUUCUCGUCAUGGAGAUCCUUGAUGAGUUCCACAUCAAGACGGACGUCGGGCCAAAAUGCAAAGGGACGAAGCAUUGGGAGAUUAACGAGUUCUCCUUUCACCUGGGAACCGAUGAAGCUACGUUCCCGCAGUCUCGUCCUCACCGUCAACCGAGAGCCACUGCCUCGACCCCCACCGCUUUGACCAAUCCUUCUCUCACCGAGCAAAUAGCGGCUUUGACCACCACCCUUUCUCGGAUAGACACCAACGUCUCCAAAAUGGCACAUAACGUCAAUAUUCUAAGCCGUAAGCUUCACGGGUAUUUUGACUUUGUCAACUACCCCUACGCUCAAAUGGUCCCUUAUGUUCCUCCGCCAAACCUAGGUGGUGAACCAAGUGGGACUAACGACGUUGGAAGAGAAGAAGCGGUGAAUGAAGAAGAAGAAGAAGAAGAAGAAGACGAAGAAGCUGAUGAUGAUGGUGGUGGUGGUGGUGGUGGUGAUGACGAAGAGGAAGACAUCGACGAAGAACAGCUUCUCGAUGACCUCUCACAGGACUUCUAGAGCUCUAGCUCUUUUUUCCUUCUUUUCUUUAUUUAUUAUGCUUUUUAAAUUUGCUUCCGUUAUGUACUUCUCUAUUUCCCUUAAUUAAUCAAUAAAAAUCUUUAUGGUUUUUGUUAUUAAUUAAUAAAAAUCUUUAUGGUUU
Molecule: messenger RNA, 1485 nt
Organism: Cuscuta campestris
Lineage: Eukaryota; Viridiplantae; Streptophyta; Magnoliopsida; Solanales; Convolvulaceae
Source: the annotation of a GenBank genome assembly